AUGAUUUCCAAGCAUACCGUUCGUCAGCUCAAAUUUAUCAUCCCUGGAGCUGCAAUCACGUAUGCAUUCAACACCCAUCGCGUCUUUCUGGAGGUGUUAACCAGACAAGGUGUAAAAGGGCAGUGGGGAAGACUGUUUGCAUUUACUUCCAUAGGCUUUGAAGGACUUGUGAUCAUACUGUUCCUCUACGUCCUUCUGGUACCGUGGAUACAUGGCCUUGAACCAGAUUACCAGUCUUGGCGAGACUCUGGAAUACUCUCUUCUGUCAUUCCAAUCUUGACCACCGCGAUCUUGGUCGGCUGGUCGCUUCUGUCCUUUACCCUUGGGAGGUGGUCUAAUUUGGGAUACCUAGAAGGAGUAGUAGGGGCGUCAGGCUUGUAUGCACUCACGUUUGGACUAUUAGGCCUUCUUCCUGCCCCAAAGGUUCACCGCUCAUGA
This is a messenger RNA of Suillus fuscotomentosus, 438 nucleotides long. RefSeq lists its product as uncharacterized. NCBI's taxonomy places the organism in Eukaryota, Fungi, Basidiomycota, Agaricomycetes, Boletales, Suillaceae. Bases 1 to 438 code for a protein of 145 amino acids. The record is from RefSeq and is a predicted model, not a curated record. The transcript has 4 exons.